This is a messenger RNA of Pleuronectes platessa (European plaice), 2281 nucleotides long. RefSeq lists its product as uncharacterized. The coding region runs from base 98 to 1261 and encodes 387 amino acids. Gene Ontology annotation, cellular component: plasma membrane. NCBI's taxonomy places the organism in Eukaryota, Metazoa, Chordata, Actinopteri, Pleuronectiformes, Pleuronectidae. The transcript is spliced from 8 exons. Gene Ontology annotation, molecular function: transmembrane signaling receptor activity. The record is from RefSeq and is a predicted model, not a curated record.
GUCGGGGGGGAGGGACUCUGUUAAUUAGAGAAGUGACAAGUUCCUUAUUUAUCAGUGAAGAGAGAGCAGAAUCAGCUUCAACCAUCAGAGCCUCGACAUGAACGUCUGCUACACUUUGAUCUGCUGCUUCUUCCUGUAUGACGUCAGCGCAGUGAUCCUCACCUACUUAGCUAAUGAAGGAGAAACCAUCAGAGUCAAAUAUCCCUUCCGUUCAUAUGGAAGCAGGAAGUUCUGUCGGGGACGAUGUGAAGCAGGAGAUGUUCUCAUUGAAACAGAAGAAAAUGAAGCGAGGAACGGACGAUACAGCAUCAAAUAUGAGAAACCAGGUGACGCUGAAGGAGAUCUGACAGUGACCAUCACACAUCUGAGCAAGUCUGACGCUGGAAUGUACCACUUUGGCCUCGGCAGUGAUUCUUCUUUGUAUCGGGAGUUUGGGAUCCUCGUCACUGAUGCUCGGCUGGACGGAAGCUCUGGAGUAAAACAGCUCUAUAAGAGAAGUGGAGGAAACGUCACUGUUCGAUGUGUCUUCAAUAACCCCAAAGGAAGUAAAUUCUUCUGCAGAGAAGAAUGUGGAGAGACCAAGAACGUUCUCAUCAAAACAAGUGGUGACGAAGAUCAAAGCGGCAGAUACAGCAUCAGGUAUUAUUCAAGAUCUGAAGGAGGAGGAGGAUUUCUGUUUUUGACCAUCACACAGCUCAUCAGCUCCGACUCAGGACGCUACAGAUGUUCUAUUGGUGAAGAAUCACACAGAGACUUUGAAGUCAUUGUCAGAGAUGUCUCCACAACAACAUCUCCCAGUUCCAGCUCCAGUUUCACACGUUCAUCAGCUUCACCUGAAACCACCAACCAGUCUGAGGACCAGACACCUGAGACCACCAACCAGUCUGAGGACCAGACACCUGAGACCACAGGAGCUGAUACGUUCUCCACCAAGAACUUGAUUCUGACUGUGAGACUGACGCUGGUCGUCCUGGUCGUCCUGUUAUCAGGGGCCGCACUGAUAUUCUGCAGAAACAGGACUAACAGACCCAGAGGUGAGGCCACAGAACCUCCGGUGGAGACGGAUCCUUCUUCUGUCCCUGAGCCCGACCCCGUGUACGAGGAUUUCAGAGACGAGGGCCGACCUCCUGCUGCUGUGGAAAUCUCUCCAGAUUAUUCUUACGUCAAGUACAACACAACACAACCAGUCACAGCCGGUGAUGACUACAGCUUUGUCACUGCUGCUACUUCUCAGCACAAUGCUGACGACAGCUCAGGUUGACUCACCUGCGAUCGGGGGGGGAUAAUUCCAACAGGGCUACAGGCUUUGCUAACAGCACCCCCCACCCCCUCCGAUGAGGAUGAUGUAGUCUACUCCGUCCUUCAGUAGAUGAUCUGUCACUUCAGCGUCUCCUCUCUCAUUGGCCGACAGGAAGUGUCGGCAUUUUAUAUUUGAGCUUGUCUGUGUGUGUGUGUCUGUGAAGAUGGCAUUAGAACUGAAAGUCUAAAGAAUAAAGCAGGAGGUUGGGGGCAGGAGCAGUUUGGGCCUUCACACAAAUGAUUUAUAAUAACCUUUGGUGCUUUGUGUUAAUCUUGAAGUUAGAUUGUGUGUGCGUCACAUCGCUGGUCAGUCUCACACCUGUCUUGAUAAAGGGUCUGAUGAGAGCCGCUGCCUGUUGUGGGAUAAAUCUGUGACAUACGAUACACUGUACAUUAACUUCUUCUCAUAUUUAACUUUUUAUAUUAAAGCAUAACUCCCUCAGAUUCAUUCAACAUCACACAGAGUUCAAGCAGCUGCCCCAGGUUCUGGGGGAAGAUAGAAAAGUGUUGUUCUGGUUUAGUUGUUUUGAAUGUUUACACAAAUAGAACAUACAGCCGAUAGAGCAGGAACACAAUAUUCUUUACUCCAAUGAACAACAACAUUGACCCACAAGGCGUCAGCCGAGUCAAGGCUAGUUUAUGAAACACAAAAUCCAACUGUCAUGGUGGGGAGAUUUGUCCUUCAACUAUCAGAGGAGCAGCGUGACUGGGAGUGGCUCCUUGUCACUUCCUGGUUCCAGAGCCAAGAGGCGUGGAUCUAAGCCUGUGCACCAACCAGGGAGAACCACAUUGAUUUGCGGUGACACCCCUUCAUUAUUUGGCCCAAUCAAAUUAUACCUAGUGUUAUAAAUAUAACAAUCAUCGUCUUUUCAGCGAGACUAUUGACCACCCCGUGCUUCUUGUUUAUCCGAGGCUGUGCAUGAGCGCUCAUAGCUAUGCUGUUAACUUUUCAUUGCUUCUUAAUAAAUCCUUGUUGAAUUAG